Molecule: messenger RNA, 1278 nt
Organism: Podospora anserina S mat+
Lineage: Eukaryota; Fungi; Ascomycota; Sordariomycetes; Sordariales; Podosporaceae
Exons: 7
Coding region: 1-1278 (425 amino acids)
Biological process (GO): 'de novo' AMP biosynthetic process; IMP metabolic process
Cellular component (GO): cytoplasm
Molecular function (GO): GTP binding; adenylosuccinate synthase activity
Source: RefSeq, a predicted model, not a curated record
AUGCCGACUACCAUUAUUCUUGGUUCCCAAUGGGGUGACGAGGGCAAGGGCAAGCUCAGCGAUAUCCUUUGCCAGAAGGCCCAGAUCUGCGCCCGCGCUGCUGGAGGUCACAAUGCUGGUCAUUCAGUUGUUGCCAAUGGCGUUUCGUACGACUUCCACCUGCUCCCAUCAGGCUUGAUCAACCCCAACUGCGAGAACCUCAUCGGCUCCGGCGUCGUAGUCAACGUCGAGGCUUUCUUCAAGGAGCUCAAUGCGCUCGAGGAGAAGGGUCUGAAGCACGUCCGCGAGAAGAUCCUCAUCAGCGACCGCGCCCAUGUCAACCUCACACUCCACGCCGCCGUCGACAGGGCGGAGGAGGCUCAAUUAGAAGGAAACAAGAAGAUUGGCACCACCGGCCGCGGCAUCGGCCCAUCAUACGCCACCAAGGCCAGCCGGAAGGGUAUCAGGGUUCACGAGAUCUUCAAGGAGGCCGUUUUUGAGAAGAAGCUGCGCACUCUGGCCGAGGGGUAUAAGAAGCAGUUUGGCGAGCUUUUCGAGUACGACGUUGAGGAGGAGAUUGCCCGCUUCCGCGAGUACAGGAAACUGCUUCCCAACUUCGUCUGCGACGGCCCCAACUUCAUCGAUCAGGCCCAGAAGAGCGGACGGGACCUCUUGAUUGAGGGUGCCAAUGCCCUGAUGUUGGAUAUUGACUAUGGCACCUACCCCUACGUCACCAGCAGCAAUACUGGUUUCGGUGGUGCCGUUACUGGUCUUGCGCUCGACUACAAGCAGAUCAAGGAGGUUAUUGGUGUCGUAAAAGCUUACACCACCAGAGUUGGUGGUGGUCCCUUCAAGACCGAAGAUCUCGGUGAUGCCGGCACCAAGCUCCAGGAGAUUGGCCGUGAAUGGGGUGUUUCUACUGGCAGGAGACGUAGGUGCGGCUGGCUCGACCUUGUCGUGCUGAAGUACUCUCAGCUCAUCAACAACUACACAUCGUGGAACUUGACCAAGCUCGACAUCUUGGACACAUUCCCUACCAUCAAGGUUGCUGUCGCCUACAAGGACAAGGAGACUGGCGAGGUCAUCGAGCACUUCCCCGCCGACCUCGACUACCUUGACACUCUCGAGGUUGUCUACAAGGAGUUUGAGGGCUGGCAAACACCCAUCACCUCGGUCAAGACCUUUGACGCCCUUCCCGCGCAAGCACAGGCGUACGUCAAGUUCAUUGAGGAGUUCACUGGUAUCCCCGUGAAGUGGAUCGGUACUGGCCCUGCGCGCGACGACAUGAUUUAUCUUUAA